AUGUCAGGCCUUCAAAGGCCAAUUUUGGAUCAAGAUAGGAUUUUUUAUCAAGAGAAGAAAAAGAAACCAGCCAUGGAAAGCAACUUGAAAUCUAUGAGGAAAGUUCGAAUAAUAUGUCAUGAUCCUGAGGCCACCGACUCUUCAAGUGAUGAAGAUGGAGAAUACCUUGAUCGGUGUACUCAUUCGAAGCAAUUUCUUAGGGAGAUCACCCUCCCAGUUUUCCAAUCCAAGUCCAUUCUUGAGGGUUCUUCACAAGACAAAACUGGGGUAUGCAAAGUUUAUACUAGCACUACAAAUUCUGUUGAAGGUACGAGGCCUCGAAGAUCGUCAACUAUCUAUAAAGGCGUUCGAAGAAGACCAUGGGGGAAAUAUUCAGCAGAGAUUAGAGAUCCAUUUCGAAAGGUUCGUUUAUGGCUUGGGACUUAUACAACUGCAGAAGAAGCUGCAGCUGCUUAUAAGAAAAAGAAGGAAGAGUUUGAAAACAAAAUGGCAUUGGAGAGAGCUAAUAAUUUGCAUAUUGAUACAAAAGUAGUCUCUGAAGAAUUUGAUGGUUUAUGUUCUCAUCCAUCUCCAUCCUCCGUGCUUGAUGUCUCUACCACAACCUCACUUGGUCAUGGACUUGAAAGCAAUGUGGAAACGGUGGCAGAAGAGUGUAAUAUAGAAAGUUCAUUCAAAGAAGAAAGCAAUGUGGAAAUGAUUGAAGAUAGUUCAGCAGAAGUGCAAUCCAUUUCGGAUUUAUGGGAAGAUCAUAUGUUAUCGCCAUCAGUUAGUCACGAGUUGCUUGGUUUCGAUCACCACCCUCACUUUGGGCAUGGUGUUGGGCAGUUUUUUGAUAAUUUCAAUGAUGGAGAAGAUUUUCCUAUGUGUGAUAAUACUGAGACAAUCAGUUCUAUGGAUGGGGUGAUGGAUCUUCCCAACAUUGAACUUGAAACUCUUGCUUUUGUCGAGGAAACUCUCAAUUUUGCUUACCAAUAA
Dovyalis caffra is the source of this 975-nucleotide messenger RNA. NCBI's taxonomy places the organism in Eukaryota, Viridiplantae, Streptophyta, Magnoliopsida, Malpighiales, Salicaceae. The record is from the annotation of a GenBank genome assembly.